AUGCUCAUGAAGCCCAUCGGCCUAUCCGCUACUACGAACUCCUUCCCUAUGAUUAACCCACCGCGUAACAAGAGCGCCAGCUUCAUGAUAUUGCAGACGCGGUGGACGUACGCGAAGGAGAUCCCAGCAGGACAAUACUAA
Molecule: messenger RNA, 141 nt
Organism: Pyricularia pennisetigena
Lineage: Eukaryota; Fungi; Ascomycota; Sordariomycetes; Magnaporthales; Pyriculariaceae
Exons: 1
Coding region: 1-141 (46 amino acids)
Source: RefSeq, a predicted model, not a curated record